AUGACUUCCUAUGUGUUCAAAUGUGAGCUAUGUGAGUUAUCAGCCCCAUACAAUUAUGGGAGGACAUCACCAAACUCACACUGGAUUGUACUUUUGGAAGAAGCCUAUGUCAUGAGGGAUCCUUUCACCCCUGACAAGGACAAGUUCCUCAUCAUCAGGUCUCGUUGCAGUUUGUGUAGCAGAGCAGUGUGUGUUGGUACAGACUGUAGUCUGUUCUACUCCAAAAGCUUCUGCCUCCCCUGUGUGAAAGAAAAGCUAAAGGCCUUUCCUUUGGAAAUACAAGAAGACAUGGAUAAAAGGAAGCCCCAUCAGAAAUCCUGCAAAAAAAACGGAUACAAAGCAUAAAUCUUGAAGGUCCAAGAGCGACAGUUCUUUGGCUGGGGUUUCUCCUCUCUCUGCUUGGAGACUAUCAUGUUGCUCCUUUUAAAGAAGUGACCUUCAUCAGCUCACUACUACCAGAGAGAGCAGCACAUUUCCUUGCCCUUGGCUGGGGUUCAGACAUCCCCGUGCAGCGCCAGGGAGCGGCUCCGAGGUGCUGAGGAGCCAGGAAAGGAGGCAGACGAGCCUGCUGUCACCAUGUGAAAUGCUUGCAGUCAGAAACCAAACAGCACAGAGCAUAGGAACCAUGUCCAGAUUUCCACAUUUGCUAUUUUAGUGCUUUGUGUUGUUCUUGACGCUCCCUGCGGUGUUAUGAAAUUCCAAAACAGAUUGAUCUGGCUUAAUUCAGGAUAUACCCAAGAAAGUCAGCAUAUACCAAUUGUUAAUCUGGCAGUGCUGUCCUGUAAGAUUACAUAAGGCAGGGAAUUUAAAGCUUUAUUUUUAAGUCUAAAAUAAAAGUGCUGUGAGAAAAUGUCGUAAAUAUAAUACCUAAAUUUCUCAAUGUGGUAAUCUUAAUGCUAUCACAGCAUUGUGACUGAGACUUUGAAGGUUGGUGCUUCUGCAAUCAAUAAAACAUUUACAAGUCCCUUGCACUUGCAGUCACUUUUCAAUUAACCUUCCAGUCCAUGUCAGCACAGCAGCUGGAGAGGACCCUGAAUACAUUUGUCUUAUGUUUUACAAUAAAGGUGACUUCUUUUUCACUUUCAAAGCAGUUAAUCUGGAAAUAGAAAAGUUCCAUUGAUACACUCAAUUCUUUCCUGAACCCGACAAAUAAACUGCAGCUGUAAGAGGGAUGUCAGAAACACAGUUUCAGGUAACAAAGGUAAGAAGUUCAAUGGAAACAGCAGUUUGUUUAGCUCAAAAAUUAGCUUCUUCAGUUAUCUGUUUUGACUGUCUUAAGAUUUAGGUGGCUUUUAUAAAACCUGAGUCACGCCUUAAGGAUACAUCUAGAAUGCUCCCUAAUCACAACAUCACCUUUUUUACUCAAGUUACUGCUGGUCAUUGCUUCAGAACCUGUUAGUGCCUUGGUGAACAUCUCUUUUUUCCAACACUUCCAUCCAUAUAAGUUGUAAUAGGACAACAUCAAAAAUCAUUUCAGUAGAAUGAACCUGUGUUUGUUAAAAGAAAUCAACAGUAUUUCAAUGAGUUGUUUAGGACAUUGAAGUAUCCUAAAAUCUUUCUUUUUUUCUGAACUUACUAUAUUGGUGCCCUUCAUUCAGGACUGAAAUUUCUUGCAGUGACUGGAGGAGCAAUAAUGGACCUAUUAGUAGCCUUUUCAAGCCCUAAGUGCUUUAAUAAAGAAAAUAUAUGUAUGUCUCUAAAUGCGGAAAAAAAGACCCAAGUUAGGAGGCAACACUUCAGAUUCCUUUUUGCAGUUACAAAAGACUACACUUUCAGGGAAAGUGAUACUAAACUUAUGUAAGAUGGGUGGUAUUAGAUUUCAGUUUCACAUUAGGAACACUGUUUAAAAGCUGUGGUGUGUCUGUGUCUGUUCUGUAUAAACAUCAGAGGCAUGUCCUGUGCUAAACCCACAGCUGAAGAGAGCACUUUCCCACCUUGGAAUUGUAGUCUUAUAAUCAAGCUGCCAAAGCAACAUGGUUGUGUGAGAUCACAGGAUAUGUUUACACCAGCAAACAUACCUUGAAAUGUGUUUUUUGCUGGAUUUCCCAUUGUUCAUGACAGAUUGUACUCUUAAAAGCAGGUUUUAAAAGCCUGCCUAGUGCAGUUCUGUUGUCAGUGAGAUUGGGAUCUCAUCUGUCUGACCUGUUUUCCCUCCUGCUCAGCUUCCUCUGUGUCCUUUUAAGACAAAAGCAGUUAUCUCAUUUAUUCAUAACCAUUAUCUUUGCCUUUACAAUAUCACUGAGGAGUCAUUUAAAGCCCUCAGAAGUCUCCAUGCCUUUAAGUACUUGUUAUGUUGAACUGAAGGGGAAAAGACUCAGUAUUAAAAGGGAGCAGAACCUCAGAGCAAAACUACCUAAGAUUUAAUUUGGCUCAGCACAGCUCAUUUAUUUUACAGCAGGAAAAACUAAUUCAGGGAUGCCUCUGCUACACAGUUACCUGGCUGUGAAGACCUGGCAGAAAAGCCAGAACACGGAGGGACAGCAGAUGUGUUCUGGCAUCUCUGGUCUAUGCUUUAGGGAAAGGAGACUGCUCUAUGUGCCACUUGGUAUUUCCUGGAAUGACAAUGGAUUAUUAUCUGUGUCCAGCUGUUAGAACUUAGUUAUUCCACAUUCUUGUAUUUCCACUGAACAUGAGCAUUACGGUCUCAGUACCAUCAUAUUUUAAUAUAUAUGUGGUUUCACAGCCUGAAUGUUACCAUGCCCAGCUUUUCCUGCUCUUCAUGGAUGCACAGCCUUUACAGGUUGUUUUCAUUGGGGUCUUCAAGUACUUUCUGCUGCUCAAUAUCAGAUCUUCCAUGCUCCUGAGCACAGCUGAUGAAGAAACCAGUCUUUUUCUUCUGCUAUAAUUUCCACUUCAGCACUCUGUUACCAGCUUAAAAUAUCCCCAGAUUCUGGAAGGAAAGCAGCUACCUGUGACAUACUUCCCUGACUGAUUUAAUUGAAGAUGUGCUCAUUGAAUUAGUGCUGCGUUUCACAUAGAAGUGCACUUGUUGAAUUCCAUGGAUGUCUCAAAGCCAUACACUCCAUGAGAAUAUGAAAGAUCACAGCUGGAUGGUGGGUCAGCACCAAACUUAGGUAAUAUAUAUAAAUAAAUGUAUUUGCAAUGCCUCUGGGUUAUGUGACACACCCACUCCUGCUUCGAAAGGCAUCUAACAGUACACAGGGAAGCAUCAGUACUUGAAGAUGCUUCAAACAGGCUGCCUUUUGAAUGUCACAUUGCAGUGAGUUCCUUUCCUGGAGAUAAAAGAUCAGCACAUGGCAUUAAAUUAACUUUUAAAAAUAUUUUAUUUUUUUAAAACCAUUAAGGCAAAACCGUGUUUCAAAUUAAGUUGGUUUACAUUCAGUCUGAAAGGAUUAAAGCACAUAGGUUCCUACCAGUCUCUAUACAAACACUGUGAAUUCAACCUCUUGUUUUUAAAGAAGGCAGAAAAAAUCAGAAUGUAAAAAAGAAAAACAUGUUAAGUUCAAGUUUUUUCAUCCUAGAUCAGAAGGCUGGUAACGUUUGAGAAUGCAUCAUUGUGUGUAGCUAGAUGUGACUUUAACAUUCACAAGUGCAAGAUAUGUUGUCCUUCCUAAAAAUCCCCGCAAGACCAGGGCAUCCAUUCAUCCUUGGAAGUGUCAUUUGCAUUGUUCUAACAGAAGGAAACUUGGGAACUUGGCUUGCAUUAGUGGUUUUUACUGGGAAACAAGCAUUCCAUGAGAAUUAGGUUUGACUACUCCUUGCAAGAAAUGUGCUCAUUCUACAUUCUGUAUUUACUGAAGUAAAAUGUACCCAAAACAGCUGACUGGAAGCAACAAGCUGUUUUGUUUUCUCUCUAAUAUUGAUAUCCUGAUUCAUUGAAACACUUGUUAGCUCUAUUGAUUAGGGUUUGGCAACAUCAACAACACUGUACUUUCCUUGAAUCCUACCAGAUAACAAACCAUUUAAAACGUGAAGGAGGGCUUCAUCAUCCUGGGCCACUGAAGCUGUGGUGCUGCAUUCCUCGAGAUAAUUCUGAGCAACUGUUUGCAAGAGCUGUGGAACAGCAGGAGCUGCUCAGGAAGCAGGUCCCUGAGAAGCUGCUAAAGCAGACUUGUCAAACCACUCAGAGGGGGUUCUGGAGCUCGCCGAUAGCACGGAAACGUUGGUUGGGUUCACAGUUAAACUGCUGCAGCAGUAACUGACCCGGGCACGCUCCUGCUCUGCCCAGAGCCAAGGCACUGGGAUUCCAUGGAGAGAGCUGCUGUGUGUGGGGAUGAGCAGGGGUGGCUGUGAGUCACCUGCAGGAGGGGUGGUGACCUGCUCCCAGCUCUGCAGCACGUCCCACACAGCCUGCCUGGUGACACUGCACUCCUACACACCCGGAGUACCACGCUGGACUGGUGUGCCACCGGGAUUUCAGUGGCUCAGGACUUCCCCAUCCUGCCAAUCUUUUUUUCUUUCAGGUGGAAAAAAUGCCACGAAACUCCUGGCAUUGAGCAUAAGGCAGAUGUCUUUUCCACACCAGGAUUACCUGCAUACCCAACGUGAGAAAAUACACCAAAACAUUACUACGACUUCAAGUAGUGGAACUACCUCAAGUACCUCAUGCUUGAUCUUGCAGUCCUCAUUUAAGGUCCAGCCUGUGAUCAGAUCAGUCUCUUGUGCACGCUGCCUAUCCCCUGGCAGAGGCAGCUCGUCUGAAACUGAGGUCCUUGCAACAGGAAUUCUGUUUCGAAACAUCCACAGCAAUGGAGUCUGACCAGACUGACGCAAUAAAGGAGCUCGAGAAGAAACACACCCCAGCUUCAGAGGCAGAAAAAGAUUUAAAAAACCUGUGAGCACAAUGGAAUAAAAGAAAGGAGGAAGCAGCCUUCCUUAGGGUGGGCUCAGUUACACAGUGGGUUUGUGUCAUAUGAAGUGACAGGGUAAAGGAAGUGGCUGCAGGAAGCCCAGCAGAGCUUUGGCAAACAUGACACAAACACCUUAGGAGACAACAUACCUGUGUGGUGACACUGAUGAAGUGAAAAUGCCAAGUUGCAGCAAUUUAAAGAAAUAAAAUGUUAUAUGUUACAAAGAAAAAGCAGUAAGUACAAACGAUAGCUAGAACAUUUGUAAUAGAUUGUGCUUGUGAUACCUUCUGUGUUUGGUGAUUCACACAGCAAAAUAAAAGGUAGAUACCUUUGAAAGGUACCUUUUUCCCUAUAUCAGAUUUCCUUAGAAGGAUGCUGUAGGCACAGACUGUCACACCUGCAUGCACCAGACACAGAAUCCCUACAAGCAAACUCUGAAUUCUGUUUAAAACCCCUCCUGUAGGGAAGCCAAUAAUGCCAUUUCAAUGUUUUGUUUUGCACUGCCAAAUCACGUUUGAAAUACAUCUAUAAAACAGCAGGCUGCCCUCAGGGCAGAGGCAGGGAAUAAUCCUGAGUACACGUUGUUAUUCCCAGUGAGCCACAAGUCAGUUCCACAGAAAACACCAGCACUGGUGCAUGAACCAAAUGCAGCUUCUUUUUAGCUCUUUUCAAAGGAAAAUGAGCUACCACGCUGCAAAACAAAGAUCAACUCAGUUCUACACACUGUUUUUCCUAUUGGUGAACUUGAGCUAAAAACUCGAUUUUGGGAUUGCAGCUAUUCCUCAACUAGACUUGCUUUUAUUAAAAUUAAAUAAAAGGAAGUCUGUGUUCUAUGUGAAAAUAUAUUUUAAAGUUUUGUUAUAAUCAUCAACACCAAACACUGAUAACUCUGAAGAACUUGGGAUAGUUCUUCACAAAUGAUACAGCAAUAAAGACCAGACAGGAAUAAAUAGCAAAUUGUCUUUGACAUCAGCCCCUUCAUCCUUAGCCCAUAAAAGGAACUACUUCCUCACUGUACACAAGAUAAAGUAUGUAACAAAUAUUUAAAUUAAAUAAUUUACACAUUUUUCUUUAAGCACCUCUGUAAUUAAUUUAGUGAAAUUUUAUACCUUGCAUUUAUAUUCUUGUAUUUUAUAAAUCGAAACAUGAAGAAAUGGUAUUACAUUAAAUUAAAAAAAUGCCACAACACAUAACAACAUCAAUAAUCUUAGAUCAAACCCACAUAUUAUUUAAAUCUCCAGUAAAAGAAGGAUAAUAAAGCUGAUUAAACCUGAUUAAAUACAAAAAUUAUAUGCAACUGAUUAUCAGGAAAGCACUUGGGACAUAAGCAAGCACAGCUACCACGUUCCACCUUACAUUCCAACACUUCCUACAGGACGAGGGGUUUCUGAGAGGGACCAUUAUCUGCAGACCUUAUGCUUAAACAGUACCGUGACAGCUGCAAGUGCAUUUGUCAAAUGCAGUUGCAGAUUUUCAGUUAAGUCACAGGGAGCUUUUUAGGAGAGACUGAAACUGUUCCUGUGCAGCCACAGCAGGAUGUCCCCCAGCUGCUCUGCCUCAGAUGGGGCCCACGUUUGUCCAGGCUUUCCGUCAGAAAUGAGGAAAUUCAGAUUCAGUCGUGUGUGACCCAGCUCUCGUGAUGAAUAAAUCUCCCCAAGUUUCAGCAGUUUGAAUAAACAAACAAAUGUUUGGAUGCUUAUUAUAAGCUCUUUGAUGUGCAGCCUUGUGCCAGCUCUCUCAUGAGAACGGGCUUAGUGCAAGGGCUGGUAUUUCCGAGAUCCGCACACAAUAAUGCAGAGCUCUGCUGGCUGCCAGCACCUCAGCUCUGCAGCAGCUGCUGCAACCAAAGCACGAAGGCACAUGGAAAUGGCAGCUAACACAAAAUGUGGUUUCUUUAAAUGCAAAGGGAGGUGUAGUUUCUGUAAGUGGAAACUUUCCUAUCAGGUGUCAGUUUGUGUUUAAAGCGAAAGUGGGAUUGGAAUUUUUGAAAGGUACAAAGUAACUAAUUUUUUUAAACAGCAGCUUUAAGGGGAAUAUUUGAGGAGGAGAGAAGAAUGAACCUCAGAUUUCCCUUAUACUUGGCACAAAACCUUCCUUUUCUUCCCCACUU
Molecule: messenger RNA, 6921 nt
Organism: Passer domesticus (house sparrow)
Lineage: Eukaryota; Metazoa; Chordata; Aves; Passeriformes; Passeridae
Gene: CDPF1
Product: cysteine rich DPF motif domain containing 1
Source: RefSeq, a predicted model, not a curated record